Messenger RNA from Anoplophora glabripennis (Asian longhorned beetle), 469 nucleotides. RefSeq lists its product as uncharacterized. Bases 21 to 302 code for a protein of 93 amino acids. NCBI's taxonomy places the organism in Eukaryota, Metazoa, Arthropoda, Insecta, Coleoptera, Cerambycidae. The record is from RefSeq and is a predicted model, not a curated record. Gene Ontology annotation, biological process: negative regulation of biosynthetic process. The transcript has a single exon.
ACACAAAGUUAAUAUUUGACAUGGAAAUCCCUGCUAGUUUACUCAUGGCGUCUGGAACAUUUGCAUAUGUGGCCGUGAAGGCUUCAAUACACGCCUUUGACAGUGCAGUGUUUGGUCUCAAUGAUGACGAACUUAAGGCUUUGGUCAAAAAGUUUUCAGACUACAGAAAAGAAGUUAUUAAUGGUGUAUUACUUAAAGCAUCUCCUAUAGAGGUGGUAAAUGCUCUCGGUCAAUUAGGGUAUCGGGUGGUUGCCACUACUGGUGAGGCUGAAGUUAUCUGGACCAUGCAACGUGACCUUUAAAGUUCAAUGUACGUCAAGCCCCAGAGUCUUCAAUUUAUUAGACGUUUGAUUUUCAGGUGUUGCACUUUACCAUGAAAUAUUUUAUUGCAUAUUUAUCAACAUGUCAAGGAAGAAAGCAAUAAUUUUGUAUUUAUAUUUUCUAAUUAAGUGUUGUGAAGUAUGAAACA